AUGGCUUCAUCAGUGGCAACUAAGUUUUUGACGGAUCGAGUUGCUCUUGUCACUGCUUCUACUAAGGGAAUCGGGUUCGCCAUUGCCAAACAGCUUGGCGCUGCCGGCGCCUCUGUCGUCGUUUGCAGUCGAAAGGAGAAGAAUGUGGAUGAAGCUGUCGCCGCUCUCCGCCUCGAAAAUAUCGACGCACAUGGUACAACUGCACACGUUGGAAACAAAGAGGAUCGUACCAAACUCAUCAAUUUCACACUUGACAGAUUCACAAAACUCGAUAUUCUCGUGUCGAAUGCUGCCGUUAACCCACAUUAUGGCGAUUUGAUGUCAGUAUCCGAUUCUCAAUGGGACAAACUGCUCGAUUUGAAUGUGAAAUCGGCGUUCGAAUUGACUAAAGAAGCUGUGCCACAUUUGGAGGCUUCCGGGCGCGGAAAUAUUGUUUUUGUGUCUUCUGUAGCCGGAUACUCACCGAUGAACGAGAUUGGAGCUUAUUCUGUGAUGAAGACUACGUUAACUGGAUUGAGCAAAUCAUUGGCAUUGAACUUGGCCAGGCGGAAUAUCCGUGUCAACACGAUAGCUCCAGGAAUCAUCCAAACCGACUUCUCCCAAGCCCUCUUCUCCGACGAAGCCGAAAAGCAGAAAUGGCUAUCCCAGAUUGCCCAACGCCGAUUCGGUGAUCCUGACGAGUGCGCUGAAGCUGUUGCGUUCCUGGUUUCCGACGAAGCCAGUUACAUAUCCGGAGAGACGAUCGGAAUCAACGGUGGAAUGCAGGCACGAAUCUAA
Messenger RNA from Caenorhabditis remanei, 777 nucleotides. RefSeq lists its product as uncharacterized. Bases 1 to 777 code for a protein of 258 amino acids. Lineage: Eukaryota; Metazoa; Nematoda; Chromadorea; Rhabditida; Rhabditidae. The transcript is spliced from 4 exons. The record is from RefSeq and is a predicted model, not a curated record. Gene Ontology annotation, molecular function: carbonyl reductase (NADPH) activity.